AGACUUUCUCUCUCUAGGAGCAUUUUAUGGUGGAGGGGAGGCCUUUAUAAGGAAAGGUAUAACGAUUUUGACAGAGCAGUUUGAGGAGUUGGAAGGAGGUUUUCCUUUUUUCACAGCGGUGUUUACGGGCUAGUGGAUUUAGGGUUCAUCAGAGCAUAGCAGAGAAGAACAGAGAUUUGGAGCUUUUGUUUGGUUCGAGUAAGUUAAAGUACCAAUCUUGUUGAGGAAUUUUGAGUGAAUUUAUCAGUUGUGACUUCGUCCGAAAGCAAAAUCGAAGAGAAAUGGCGUUGGGGAAAUACGGAAGUUCUAAUGUGAAGCUCAAUGGAUUUGAUGCUUCAAAUGUGGAUUCGAUGGACGAAGGAUUGGGGCAAGUUUACUGUACACGAGCAAUGGGGAGGAAAAGGAUUGUGGUUUCAAACUAUGUGGAGUCGCUGACUCCUAGCUCUCAUUUCAGGACUCCAUCAAAAAGGCGUCUGAAUAUGGUGAGAAACAAGGACGACAGUGAAAAAUCUCUUCUUGAAGCAUUGCCUCAGGACAUUCUGGUCCGUGUACUAUGCUUCGUUGACCAUGACGAUCUGAAGCAGCUUAUCCAAGUAUCGAAGCCAGUCAGAGAUGCAACUCUGAUAGCAAAGCAAUCCCAUUUCGCGUAUAGUACACCACGGGCUAAGAGGAUUCCUGGAUUAAGGACUUUGAGUAGUGAUCUAGAACUUGAAAGCCCUGAAGCACCGAAUGCUCCUGAACAGAAAAGGGGUGCCAAGUCCAGAAUCAGCGGGAAAAAGCUUUCUGAAAUCAGUGUAGCAUUGUUCAAUUCGCCCGAGGAUGAUGAUCUUUGGUCGAAAUGCAUUAUUCGUUAGAGAUUGUAAAUACAUUGUUGUUGUUGUAAUUAGCUACUGGUGACAGCCAAGUUUAGAGAUUGAGAUCAGAUAUAGAACCUGUGUAUGAUGUAGGAAACACCUCUGUGGAAGCUGUUUCUUCAAUUCCUUCAUUGAAGAUAAAGGAGACUUGCUUGUUCAUCUGUAUUGUACAUAAUGUGGCAAUUUGAGAUUCUCUUGGAAGGUUUUCAUUUCCUUCCAUCUUGUUUUUGUAAGUGAUUCAUUACAGUGUACACGCUUUCAUGCUUUUCCAAUGAUAGAUCAAUAAAAAAAACCCUUUCUACUUUA
Molecule: messenger RNA, 1160 nt
Organism: Macadamia integrifolia
Lineage: Eukaryota; Viridiplantae; Streptophyta; Magnoliopsida; Proteales; Proteaceae
Product: F-box protein SKIP27-like
Exons: 4
Coding region: 282-854 (190 amino acids)
Molecular function (GO): protein binding
Source: RefSeq, a predicted model, not a curated record